Molecule: messenger RNA, 2616 nt
Organism: Lachancea thermotolerans CBS 6340
Lineage: Eukaryota; Fungi; Ascomycota; Saccharomycetes; Saccharomycetales; Saccharomycetaceae
Gene: STE13
Product: Ste13p
Exons: 1
Coding region: 1-2616 (871 amino acids)
Biological process (GO): proteolysis
Molecular function (GO): dipeptidyl-peptidase activity; serine-type peptidase activity
Source: RefSeq, a predicted model, not a curated record
AUGGAACCUUCCUAUAAGAAAAGACACCCUUCGCUGUAUCUUCUGAAGUCCAACUCGAGUGCACAAUUCAUGCCAGCUCAGGAGUUCGAGUUACAGCCUAAGGGUGAGGCGCCGGGCACAGCUGGCAAGCUGCCCCGGGACGAGGAAGCUCAAGUCACUGACGGCGCCGAUUUCCUCAGCCGCGUCCCGUUCAGGGACUUCCAAAACCGAAUUCGAGUCAGGAAAUCUGCUGUGAUAUUCCUGGCUUUAAUCAUCUCUUGGCUGACCGUGGGCUUCUCUGUCCUCCGCUUCAAGGACAGCAACUUAUCGCUCUCGAAGCCAGCAUCGCCUUCGGGGCGCACAUUCAGCAUCGAAAACGUACUCAAUGGCGAGUUUUCUUACUACGACACUUACUUCAAGUUCAUUAGACCAGGUGUCCUUCACCAACCCCAGGACAACGAUCCGGGUUUGUAUCUGAAGAUUGAAAAUAAGAACGGAAUUCCUAAAUAUGUCGCUAAACAAUUGGUGGAUGUGGAGUUCUACAAGGAACUCGGCCGCACAAGCUUCACAUACGGCGAUGUCGAAUACCAGGUUUCCGAUUUCGACGUGUCGCAUCGCCUGGAUAAGGCGAUCCUGGCAACCGAUCUCGAAAAAAAGUUUCGCCAUUCCUCAACUGCAUACUACUGGCUCAAAGAUAUUCCGACGAAUACCUAUCGGCCCAUUUCACCUUUCCCAGAGGACGGGAAACUUUACAAGCUAUCUUUCGCGCGCUUUUCUCCCCAUCGCAACUUUGUUUACUUUGUCUACAAUAACGACUUGUAUGUGCAAAGCGCAACGAAUUCUCAAGGCUUCAGGCGGUUGACUGCUGAUGGCUCUGAAGAUGUCAAAAACGGGAGACCAGAUUGGGUGUACGAAGAAGAAGUUUUGGCCAGUGACCAGGCCGUUUGGUGGGCCCCAGACGACUCUCAAAUUGUGUUCGCCAAGUUUAAUGAUUCCGAAGUUCUCACAGAAAGCGUUCCAACUUACAUCAACGAGCAAGCUUACGACGACGUUCAACAAAUAAAAUACCCAAAGCCAGGCACCCCGAACCCGCGAGUUCAACUUUUUUCCUACAAAAUGAGCGAAGGUGUCACAUACUCAAUCCCUUUCGGCGGUGAGACUGGGGGCAGGAUUCUUUACGCGGCUCAGUGGCUCGACAAUAAUCACUUUAUGUUUAAGGAUACUGACCGCGCUUCUCAAGCCAUGUUCGUUAAAAUUUAUGAAUCGAACGCGCGGAAAGUGUCAACAGUAAGAAUCAUCAAUGCCACGGCUUAUUCUGGUUGGAUCGAAAAAGUCAAAGACGUCCAACCUAUACCGCCGAGCGAAAUUCAUGGAAGAAGCGAGCUGAGCUAUGUUGACGUUCAGGUCGACGAAUCCGGCUACCCUCACUUGUUCCACUUCAAGUCAGUAUUCGCUUCAACGGGGACUCAGCUCACUUUUGGUGAUUGGGAAGUGACCGGGAAAGGCAUAGUUGGCUAUGACCAAGAUGCUGAUUCUGUUUUCUUUCUGUCGAAUCGACUGAGCCGUUUUUCUCAGCAUUUGUUCAUGGUACCGUUAAGGGAAGACUCCACGAAAGCCGCUCAUGGUUUACAAGAUCCGCGUGAUCGCGAUUCUUUCUAUGAAUUUGAGCUAAGUGUUAGUUGCAGGUUUGGUGUCAAACGUUACCUUGGUCCCGAUGAGCCCAUGUCGGAUGCUGGCGUCUUAACUUCACUGUUACUAAACGACCAAUCAAGAGCUAUCACCCAACUGACGUCAAAUGCUGGAAUGUUAGAAGCUUUGAAAAAGUACGACCUUCCCAAGUCUUCUUUCAGUAGCACGCAGCUCGAUGACGAUGUUCAGAUAGACUACAAAGAAACUGUUCCUUAUGAUUUUGACCCUAGAAAAAAACAUCCUUUGCUGAUACAUGUCUAUGGCGGGCCAGGGUCUCAAACCGUCGAUCACAAAUUCGCGAUCUCUCUGGAGGAGAGCUUGGCCUCUAGCGCCAAUGCUAUUGUUUUGAGCAUUGAGCCGAGGGGAACAGGCGGGCGAGGUUGGCCCUAUAGAAGCUGGGCAAAGAAUAAAAUAGGUUACUGGGAGCCAAGAGAUAUUAUAAGCGUAGUGAAGGACUACGUCAACAAGCACUCUGAUUCCAUUGACCCCGACCAUGUUGCCAUAUGGGGGUGGUCGUACGGCGGUUUUGUUACUUUAAAAACUCUAGAACUGGAUCAGGGCCAAAUUUUCAAGUAUGGGGUAGCAGUUGCCCCCGUUACAAAUUGGAAGUACUACAAUUCCAUAUACACUGAAAGGUACUUGGGCCUGUUCGAAAAUAACGAGAAAGCGUACGAAGACACCUCACUUAUUAAAGACGUUCAAAACUUCUCAUCAGUUAAAAGGUUUUUGCUUAUUCAUGGAAGUGCCGAUGAUAACGUUCAUGUUAAAAAUACAAUGCAGCUACUCGACAAUUUUAACCUGAACAAUGUCAAAAACUACGACCUAAGUAUCUUUCCAGACUCUGAGCAUUCCAUCGUCUUUCACAACGCCAAUAGAGUAGUUUACGAGCGGAUUUUCAACUGGAUCAAAAAUGCAUUCGAAGGAAAACUUGACAACUUAAGUUGGUGA